CAACUCUAGACAGCUUUCACCACAACGCUACCUCGCCCCUGUUAUCAAUUGGCGUCAGUGAUAGAACUGUAAUCUGUCUAACCCACCCUACUAUCUCAAGGCUCCACCGAGUAAUACCGGAUGACGCGCAGCAAAAAUUUGCGGCGAUAUCGCGCCUGCCAGCGUUGUCGCCGCCGAAAGCUGCGAUGUGUAGACCACAACACAGGUUCAGGUGACCAUCAACCCUGCUUCGAAUGUUUUCGUGCGGGAGAGACAUGCCUAGCCGCCGAUUCGCGACGUGGAGGGAAUUACUCCCACCUGCGAGCAUCCAAGGCAAGGCAACCAACACCAGCCAGCUCAAAUGGAUCGCCCUCCCCAGCUGCCGACUAUCACAUAGAUCAGGGGACGUUAACAGCUGGUAUAUCCGACACAGGACAGACGUUACAUUCCAAUCAUUCCCAUGCGUCCAUGUAUGCCGAGUUAAAUAAUCCGGGCGAUGCUCUCCAAAUCCUGUCUAGGAUCGCAACGAGCGAGAUCAAUUCUUCUCAGGAUAGGGUCAAUGUGGGGGCUGCCAUCCCACCCUCGAGCUCGAGCAUCGGCGGCAAUCGUGACUUGGGAAGGGCGACGACCCAACGCCAUUUGAGCACGACCUGUGCAGAAUCAUCCGAAGCGGAAUAUCUUGUUAAUCACGUACUAGGUGUCGCCACAGCCAGUCAAUUGCUAGAACAUUACGCGCGGAAUUAUCAUCCGUUCGCACCACUGGCAUCAAAGAAAGUGCUUGAUCCCUUCAAUAUUAGUACAACGGCAAUCGAAGAGCCAUUACUGCUUGUGGCCAUCCUAACCAUAUCAAGCAAAGACGACAACCAAUUCUUGAAUGUUUAUCAGCAGUGCUGGUGUUAUUUGAAGCGGCAAAUGUUAGAUCUUGUCCUAGCUGUUCCAUCGACUUUGCAAGUAGGGUCAGUCGAGGGCCUACUUCUUUUGUCUGAUUGGCUAACCUGCAGUCGAGAUGGCGUCGGCUCUUCUGGUUUACAUCACAGAAAUCUCAGUACUUCUGAAGAUAACAUGGCUUGGUCCUUGAUCGGCCAAGCAGUCCGACACGCUUAUCUCCUGCGUUUAGACCUGGUUUCUUUCCGCGAAAAAGUGCCAGGUGAGUCUCGGGAACUGGAAGAUAGGAAACGCUUAGCAUGGAUCUUUGUCUAUAUUGCCGAUCGGCAAAUAUCGGUUCGAAUGGGCCAAUCUUUCUGGUCGCGUGGACCAUCUUUAUCAACCAAGUUUACCGCCGACGACUUUCCCAGUCUACAAUUGACCGAGGAUUCUGAACACUGCUAUGCCUCUGUUUUACAAGCUACGAUUGAACUCACUCAAUUGUUGCACAACGUCAAGGACGUGCUCUACUCAUCCAAGGCACGAACUGCCCAAAUAAUGCUUGUGGGUGAUUACAACCUAUACCUCGAUGAUUUUCGUCGGUCAUUAUCCAUCUGGCAGGAGACUUGGGGCAGCUUGAAUGCGUCACCAAAAUUGAAAAGCACUCUGACGAUUGUUUAUGAAUAUGUUCGACUCUAUGUUAACGCCUUCUCAUUUCAGUCACUUAUAACGAGGGCAUGCCGUGAAGACGCUACAGCCAAUACAGACCGUUCGUUCAACUUGUUUCCGCGGGGUAUCAUGGGCUCGACCGACGGAGCUUAUAUAUUCGAAGCAACGCAUGCUGCUAAAACCAUUAUCACUAUUAUGACAGAAACAGAUCCUACGGUGCAUGUCCGCUACAUGCCAACGCGAUUCUAUAUCUAUACAAUAUAUUCAGCAGUUUUCUUACACAAAGCCGUCGCGUUCGGAGCUUUUUCAACCAAAGAGGAAGAAGCUGAUAUUCGAAACCUCGUCUACACAUAUAUUCUUAUCUUACAAGAGGCGGCAACAAAUGAUUCUCACAAUGGAUACCGAUAUAGUAGUCUAUUGAAAGCUCUUUGGUUUCCCGGUGAGACCGGCUCGUCAGCUCCAUAUUGUGGAAAAUCCGGAGAGGCUUCAAGCGAACCUCAACGGAUGGAUUAUAAUAAGGAGCCGUCAGCCCCAUCUGAGCCUAUGAAUUCUCAAACCACUUUUCACGAUGACUACAACAACGGCAAUCAUAGCGCUUUCCGAAAGGAAAUGGCUUUGCCCAUACUAGAUGACGGUAUCCUGGACCCUUUCUUUCCUUGGCUGGCAGACAUGAGUACACCGCAAAUGGACACGGGUGGUACGGAUGCAAGCAUUGGCGUUAACGCUUGGAUGAAUAGUUUCUUUAGCGGACUAGCUAAUUACUGAAUAAAUAAGACGACUGUACUUUUAAGAACA
Pseudogymnoascus verrucosus is the source of this 2307-nucleotide messenger RNA. RefSeq lists its product as uncharacterized. NCBI's taxonomy places the organism in Eukaryota, Fungi, Ascomycota, Leotiomycetes, Thelebolales, Thelebolaceae. Gene Ontology annotation, molecular function: DNA binding; DNA-binding transcription factor activity, RNA polymerase II-specific; zinc ion binding. Gene Ontology annotation, biological process: DNA-templated transcription; regulation of DNA-templated transcription. Gene Ontology annotation, cellular component: nucleus. The transcript has 5 exons. The coding region runs from base 121 to 2277 and encodes 718 amino acids. The record is from RefSeq and is a predicted model, not a curated record.